Doryrhamphus excisus (bluestripe pipefish) is the source of this 4739-nucleotide messenger RNA. Its product is annotated as pyridoxal kinase-like. The record is from RefSeq and is a predicted model, not a curated record. Gene Ontology annotation, molecular function: pyridoxal kinase activity. NCBI's taxonomy places the organism in Eukaryota, Metazoa, Chordata, Actinopteri, Syngnathiformes, Syngnathidae. Gene Ontology annotation, biological process: pyridoxal 5'-phosphate salvage. Gene Ontology annotation, cellular component: cytosol.
GUUGACUUCAUCCUCGUUCAUCUGGCGCACCUGUUGCUAAUUUUAGUUACGCUUCUAUUGAGUUCAGGUUGGUUUGUUUUAGCACUGCUCGUAAUUACGAGCUGCCACUGCACUGCAGUUAUUAAUAAUUAUUAAUUUUCCCUGCGUUUGAGUCCUGCUCUCUGAAUCCUGGAGUCGUCGCCACAACACAAUGUAUUCCAGAGAGCCGGGCUAUCUGUGCAAGGCUGGCAAAGGGUUCCGGCAAACACAAGCCCUCUCUGUCGGCCGGUGCAGGCCCAGCCGGAUGGAGGCAUAUGAGGCCACUCAGUGUUCCCGUCCAACCUCAGGAUUUAUUUACCUUCCAUGCAGGGGCAGCCAAGAAGAUGGAGGAUGCUUAAGCACGGUUGCUGUCAUGAAUUGGACUGUGUUGUGAUGUGCUGAAAAGGAUCCGUCCUCGGCUUACCGGAGCCGCCAUGGAGUGCCGUGUCCUGUCCAUCCAGAGCCACGUCGUCCGGGGGUAUGUGGGCAACAAGAGCGCCUCUUUCCCGCUGCAGGUUUUAGGCUUCGAGGUGGACUCCAUCAACUCUGUGCAGUUCUCCAACCACACAGGAUAUUCCCACUGGAAGGGGCAAGUGUUGACAGCCGACGAGCUGCACGUCCUCUAUGAGGGCAUCAAGCUGAACAACGUUCACCAGUAUGAUUACGUCCUAACAGGAUACACCAGAGACACGUCCUUCCUGGAGAUGGUGGUGGACAUUGUUCAGGAGCUAAAGAGAGCCAACCCGAAUUUGGUGUAUGUGUGUGACCCGGUGCUUGGUGACCAUGGCUCCAUGUACGUCCCGCAGAACCUUUAUCCCGUCUAUAAGAACAAGGUGGUUCCUGUCGCUGACAUCAUCACUCCCAACCAAUUUGAGGCAGAAUUGCUGACAGGAAAAAACAUCAGCACAGAGAAAGAUGCUAUAGAGGUGAUGGACCUCCUGCACACCAUGGGCCCAGACACGGUGGUCAUCACGUCCUCGGACCUGCCCUCCAGGCUGGGAGACCGCUUCCUGGUGUCGCUGGGGAGCCAGCGCCACGUUCGUCCAGACGGCAGCAGGACGACGCAGAGGGUUCGGAUAGAAGUUCCCAAAGUGGACGCCGUGUUCGUCGGAACUGGUGACUUGUUUGCUGCCAUGCUGCUAGCUUGGACGCACCACUACCCCAACGACCUCAAGACGGCUUGUGAGAAAACAUUUUCGGUGAUGCAUCACGUGAUCCAGAGGACCAUAUCAUACGCUCACGAACUAGCCGGUCCUGGUCGUAGGCCCAGUCCGCCCCAGCUGGAGCUGAGGAUGGUUCAGAGCAAAGCGGACAUAGAAGACCCCGCCAUCGUGACGGAGGCCACCGUCAUAUCGUAACGAUCGCCAGCCUUCACCACUGUAAAGGUCAUUUUGUAACACAUCGCCCCGCCGUCUCCACGCAGAGCCUCAGAUGGACAGGAAGAGUCGUCCUCCGCAGCGGCUCCACUAAGGUUGUGUGCCGCCUGUAAGCACAACAAAUCUACCACACAACACUUUGUGCUCCACUUUGAGUCACUCGCAUCACGUCGUGUACGCCGAUGGCCCUCGUUGUCGUCUUGUCCUGUACGCCUGCUAGCAGCGCCAACACUGGCUGUGUCUCAAAUGGAAUACGUGCGUCAGCACACGUACAUAAGCACUCUGUACUUAUUUCCUCAGUGUGUGAAUUUGGACAGUAUAGUGUCCUUUUAUGUUCAAUUGCAACCACUCGACAGAGUACUAUCGCCAACAUUUGGAUCGCCCCUUUUUAGUUUGCACCCCUGCUUCAAAUGAGGCAUGGCUAUUUAUCAGUAGUCAUGCACUCAAAAUGAUUGAAAAGUGGAAGUACGCAAGUACACCGAUUGAGACACAGCAACUGUGUAUCUCUGGCUCCGCCCAUUACACCCCCCCCCCCCCCCCCACGUUGACACAGCCCCCAUCUGUCAGCAGUGAUGUAAUGGUGACCAAGCCCCCAAACACCCCUUUCCCUCACACCCAAAAAAAAUGACAAAAAAUACGCACAAUGUAUAGUUGAUGUAUAGAUGUUGUACUAUAACUGUAUCGGACCAUCUGUAUGAUAGCUGAUGACAACAGUCUACUGAACUUUGUGUGCUACCACACACACACACACACACACACACACACAGAACAUCUGCACAAUGGCAUACAUGUAAGUAGCAGAGUAGUUUUGGGAUGCUUCACUUACUACCUUAGUUACUUUUACAAUGAAUGGACAAAACCGUUGUGGUUUGGAUGACACAAUUAGUCUAUCAACCACUUCAAGCUAAUAAGAGCUGGUGUGGGGCAAUUGAAGUACUAAUUACAUCAUGCAAUAAUGUCAUAAAAGUAGCUGGAGUAGUACUCGUCUUGUAAAUGUCUCGAUGUCAACACUGGCUAGCGGCUAGCUCUCGUGAAACAUUCCAAGUUGUCUUCCCAAAAGCAGACGAUGCAUUUAAACGGGAACCCUUUAAGUCGGGGGUGUCCAAAUUUUUAUUAUUUAUUUGGCAAUUAAAUAACCAGUAAUGUAGUAUUUUAUGUGGCCUAUUUUGGCCCUGCAAGCACAUUUUUAUGUACAGGAAUACAUAGAAAAUAAAAUAAAUUCACAGAAAAAAAUGUUACAAAAUCUAAUGAAGUGCUUAAACAAACGAUACAAUGCUGUGCUCUGCUAACGUUUUUUUUUUUUUUUUUUCAGCCUGGCCGUAAGCCUUCUUUGUAAUGUUUCUAUUUUUUAAACAAUAGGGACAAAAUAAGGCAUGCUGUGGGCUGCAAAUGGGCCGCACUUUGGACACCCCUGCAUUAAGCGUUCAGACAGGCUUGCCUUGAAUGAUAGAAGGUAAAAUAACAUCAUUGUUACAAUGUUAUCAUUUUCACAACGUGCAUUUCAGCCAUUUCAAACUCUAAAACAAGAGGCAGAACAAUGUAAAAAAAAAAUAAUAAUAAUGUGUUGCCCUUUCAUUUUUGUACCACUGAAAGAAAAAAUGCUUAGCCAUAGUUCAAAAGUUGAAAUUAUGUGUUGAAAAGUUAAAAUUAAGAGAUAGAACAUCAUUGUUAUGAGAAGUCGAAAUUACAAGAUAAAAAUCAUAAUUGAGACAAAAAGUCAAAAUGAUGAUAUAAAAGGUCAUAAUUAUGAGAUACAACGUAAAAAUUAGAAAGUUAAAAUUGUGAGGUAAAACUACGAAAAUAAAAUCAAAGUGCCAAUGUGCAGAGUGCCAAGAGACGAAGUUUGUAUCUCAUAUGACUUUUUAAUCAUAAUGAUUAUGUAAGUUUAUCCUGUUAUUUGGACUUUUCAUCAUAUCAACUUUUUAUCUCAUAAUUAUGACUGAUUACGUUGUUUUUUUUUUAAUUUCAUAGUGUAUGUCAGUUAUGCUUUGAAACUAAUAUUGGCUCUUAUUUAAAUCCUUCAAUGGCCAACUUAUAUAUAACAUAUGCAUUUAACUAUAUCAACAAUGUAAUAACACGACAACACUGCGAAAAGUGAUAUCUGUGAGAAAAAAAGCAUAGAAGAGAUCUAAAAAAAAAUAUUGAUAAUGACUCUUGAUAUCAGUGCAUUUGGAUCCAUCCGAGGCCCAUAGUUUUAGCUUCUUAUUUUUUUCCAUUCUCAUGUUGAUUUUCAAGCGUUGUGCUAACUUUGUGCUGGUAGGUGUGGUGACUAGUCAGCCAUCAUGUAAACAUCUCACGUAUCGUACUGUACGCAUAUGAGCUUCUAUCUUAUCUACAGUGUCUUAGCUACCUGCUAAUGAAGCAGGCAGCCAUGUUAAUCGGUCCAAAUGUUGUCUUUUGAGCGGGUGUGUGUUUCUAUUCAUGAAUGGUCACAGGGUUUAUGUAUGUGAGAGACGGUGAGGGAAAAAAAAAAUAACAGCUUUGUGUUGUUUAUAUGUGAACAUGUUCGAAUUGUCUACGGUCCUAAAGGAAUAAGAGAAUACGAGUUUGACCCGCUGUUCAAGUGGACAAUCGUGACAUCACACGCGCUCUUCGAGGCGACCUCGCUGGUGCCCCCUUGUGUCCGCUUAUAGUUUCAUCAACUCUAGCUAGCCUUGCUGUGCGUGUGUGUGCGCCGUUGUGUGCUUUUUCUCCUGACCCCGCCCCCUUGAGUCAUGUGACGUUGUUUUGGAGCCGCUUUCAAAUGUGUCUAUCGCUGAACGUCAAAUAUGACACGUUAACGUUCAUAUUUUCAUGGCAUUUUUAGAGAAGCACAAGUGAUCAGCAAAUGCGUCGUUAUCAGUAUUUGGUGCCACACUAUCAACCACAGAACACCAACAUAUCGCCUCUUUAAAAAAAAAAAAUAGUGCAAAAUGAAAGACAGUUGAUGUGUAUUUAAAGCAUAAAAACAAAACACGUGAAGCACUGAAACAGUUAAGUCGCCAAGAAAAUGAGUAAUCAUUUAAUUUGUCAAAUGUAUGUGUAACAACAUUGAAAUGUGUCUUUUGCUGGAUGCUUGUUCUGUACCGGUUGUCCCCUUAAAAACAACACACAACAUGGACAGCUCCAUCUCUGCCAACUUCUUUCGUUUUUUGUUUGAAGUUCAUGGUGGCCAAAAACAACAGAAGUGUAAUAAUCAGUGUUUGGUAACUGUUUUUAGUGCUAUGUUUUUGCAGUAUUUUCUAACAUGUUACAAUACAAGAUUGUAGUGUACAAAUUCACAUUUAUAAAGUAUAUAUAGAGAGAGAUAAAUAUAUAUGACAAAUGUAUGUUCCAAUGCAAUAAAGUGGAAUUAUAACAACAACA